Messenger RNA from Gymnodraco acuticeps, 2135 nucleotides. RefSeq names its product zinc finger protein with KRAB and SCAN domains 3-like. The coding region runs from base 87 to 1082 and encodes 331 amino acids. Gene Ontology annotation, biological process: regulation of transcription by RNA polymerase II. The record is from RefSeq and is a predicted model, not a curated record. NCBI's taxonomy places the organism in Eukaryota, Metazoa, Chordata, Actinopteri, Perciformes, Bathydraconidae. Gene Ontology annotation, molecular function: RNA polymerase II cis-regulatory region sequence-specific DNA binding; DNA-binding transcription factor activity. Gene Ontology annotation, cellular component: nucleus. The transcript has 2 exons.
UUCACCCGAGUGCGGCGAACUUCCUGGGGGCUUGGUGCACACACACACAGCUGGCAACAGAGAGCUGACAGUCAGGUUAUCAUAAAAUGGCUAACGCUACGCUCCAGUCGUUCAAUGUCUUCCUCACGGAGAGGUUAACCGCAGCUGCAGUGGACAUCUACGGGUUCGUGGAGAAGACCAUCGUGGACUACCAGGAUGAAGUGUACCAAACCAAGCUGGAGAACCAGAGGCUGCAGAGGCUGCUGGAUCUGGUCUAUAAGCCGGAGAUAAGGCUGCACAGAACAGAUACCAAACAGCCAACUACACUGCCACCUUCGGAGGAGACGCUACCCAGACAGCCGGAGUGGAUCCCCGGGGUGUGCCAGGAUGAACCGGGACCCUCCCAGAUUAAAGAGGAGGAAGAGCAGCAGAAAGAGGAACUGUGGAUCAACGGGAUCAACGAGCCACCUUCAGCAGACGAGAGCGAUGACGGCGACGCCUUGACGAAAGAACUCAUAAAAACGGUGCAACAGUUAGAAGACUGCAGAGCCGCAGAGGAGGGCAGAGAGUCAGAGCCGGCCCCUGCAGAGGAUCCAGAACCCUCUGAAGAGAAGACCAGCACCACCUUGUACCGCUGCCACAUAUGCAACUACAUAUUCACCAAGAAAAGUGUGCUUACCUGGCAUCUCAAGACGCACGAAAGCAAGUCACAUGACAGCAAGGGGAACUUUGACUGUCACAUAUGUGGCAAACACAUACCCUGUCAGAGCAAUCUGCAGAACCACAUGAGAGUGCACACCGGAGAGAGACCCUACAGCUGCCAUUUCUGUGGCAAGUGUUUUAAACUGAAAGGACACAUGACGGAACAUAUAAGAACUCACACAGGAGAGAAGCCUUUCAGCUGUCACAUCUGUGACAAAUCCUUCAACAGAGGUUCAACUCUGAGAAAACACGUUUUAGCCAAACAUAAAGAGGAGAGACCGUACAAAUGUGGGGAUUGUGACGAGUUAUUUACAGAGAGGCUGCUGAUGAAGAGGCACAUGCGGAAAGUACACGGAGUCAAACUGUCCACGAGUCAAAGUCCUGCAGAGCAGACGCAAUGAUGCCGCAUGUUGCGUACAGUCCAGAGUCAUAACGACUAAGGCUACAUAUCUUUUAAAAUGUUUGGAUACUAGCUCCAUGGAGUUUGGUCCCAAUACCAGAACCUUUUUUUCAAAGUUUGGCUUUUUUGGAUUGUAAUUGCGGUACACUACAGAUUCCGUUUUUGUUGUUGAAGCAAAUGUCAAUGUUGUCUAAUAUAAAUAUAGCCAUACAAGAACUUUAGGAAAGCUCUUUUGCUUUCUUGCCAAAAGUUAGUUGAGUAGAUGUAAGGAGGUGAAAGCUGAGCUUAAAAACUGAGAGCAGAUUAGCCUGGUUCCAUUUCAAAGAUCAAAAAUACACCUUGUUUAGAAAAUAAUGUAUUCCAUCAAGGUAUAAAAUAUAUUUAUUAUAUUACAACAUAUUUAAAAGAUAGCGUUAGAGGUGCUGAUUGGUGUAUUAUUGAACUUUUGACAGACCCAAGCUAGCUGUCUAUAGUUUCAUCCAUUCCUAAUGCUAAGCUAGGCUAACAGUUACCUGGCUCUAGCUCCAAGAAAUGCACACACAUAGAGGCCCAUUAGAUAAACAAAUACAAACAUGUAUAUAGUAUACACUACAGACAAUGUAGCUGAUUGUAUUCUACAGAGUCCCAAUGACUCUUCAUGCUUCAGAACACUGGAGGAUUUAAAGUGCUGCCUGUCUGAAGUUGUUCAUUACUAAACUUCAUAUGUGCUGAACAUUAAGAUACUAUUUUCCAUUUCUUCUGUUUUCAUUACCUCUCGUAAUCAUUCAUAUGAACCUUAAGAAUUGUAUUGUGUGGCAUAAAAAUGAUAACCGAUCAACCAUUUAAAUUCAAUUGUGCAUCAUAACAUUCACAAUGGUGGUACCUUAUCUGUUAACUCGUGACAUAGUGUCUAUGUUGUACUGUAAAGUUGUUUUAUAUAUUUAUUGAUAUUGUAUGUUAUUAUUAUUUGUAUUUGCCACAGUCCAGUUCAGUAUUAUGGCGUGUUGUAAAACCAGCUACAUGAACGUGAAAUGUAAAAGAAACAGUCAGUUGUUAAAGUAUGGCAAAAACUGUA